AUGAAACAUCCUUCCCAUUUUCCCCCUUCUUCUUCAGGCCCCCGACCCGGUAGCAAACAUCCGAUUGGCAUGUCCCCGGCCUGCAUAGCCGCCCUUCUCGUCGUAUCUGGCCUUCCCCCGACAACAAUCCUACAUCGAGUAGAAAUUCAUGAUGUUAACAACAAUCCGGCAAUUGAGCUCUCGUGGAGAAUAGGGAGAGGUGGUUCUUGGCAUGUGGUGGUCUACUCUUGGCCAUUGACGAAACUAUGGAGGUUGUUCGAACUCGAAACCUUGUUCAAUCUUGUAGCAUAUCCUCCAAGAUCAUAUUUUUCCGAGAUGGGUGCUGUCAAUUCGGAGCUAGAAGAGCUUUUUCAGGACAAAAAGCGUGUGAGGAAUCCCCUCGUCCCAAUUGGUGCUUUUAUGACAGCAGGGGUGCUAACAGCCGGUCUUAUUAGCUUCCGGCAAGGAAAUUCUCAAUUGGGUCAGAAAUUAAUGAGAGCUCGUGUGGUUGUGCAAGGCGCUACAGUUGCACUAAUGGUCGGUACAGCUUAUUACUAUGGUGAAAAAUUUUGA
Striga hermonthica is the source of this 552-nucleotide messenger RNA. NCBI's taxonomy places the organism in Eukaryota, Viridiplantae, Streptophyta, Magnoliopsida, Lamiales, Orobanchaceae. The record is from the annotation of a GenBank genome assembly.